Pyrenophora tritici-repentis Pt-1C-BFP is the source of this 879-nucleotide messenger RNA. RefSeq names its product SpeE, Spermidine synthase. Gene Ontology annotation, molecular function: catalytic activity. The record is from RefSeq and is a predicted model, not a curated record. Lineage: Eukaryota; Fungi; Ascomycota; Dothideomycetes; Pleosporales; Pleosporaceae. Gene Ontology annotation, biological process: polyamine metabolic process.
AUGCCUUCCAUUGAGCACCCCACCAUCAAAGAUGGCUGGUUCCGCGAGAUCUCCGGCAUGUGGCCUGGUCAGGCCAUGACCCUCCAGGUCAAGGAAGUUCUUCACCACGAGAAGAGCAAGUACCAGGAUGUCCUCAUCUUCGAGUCUACCAACUACGGAACCGUCCUUGUUCUCGACAACGUCAUUCAGUGCACUGAACGCGAUGAGUUCUCCUACCAGGAGAUGAUCACUCACCUCGCCAUGAACGCCCACCCCAACCCUGAGAAGGUUUUGGUCAUUGGUGGCGGUGAUGGUGGUGUCCUCCGUGAGGUCGUCAAGCACGACUGCGUCAAGGAGGCUGUCCUCUGCGACAUUGAUGAGGCUGUCAUCCGGCUUUCCAAGCAGUAUCUCCCCGGCAUGUCUGUCGGCUUCGAGCACCCCAAGACCACCACCAUUGUUGGUGACGGCUUCAAGUUCCUCGAGGACAAGAAGGGCGAGUUCGACGUCAUCAUUACCGACUCCAGCGACCCGGAAGGUCCCGCUGAGGCUCUUUUCCAGAAGUCAUACUUUGAGUUGCUCAACGGCGCGCUCCGAGAAGGCGGUGUCAUUACCACCCAAGGUUCUGAGAACCAAUGGCUUCACAUGCCCCUCAUUGUCGAGCUCAAGAAGGCUUGCAAGGAGGUCUUCCCCAACGUCGAAUACGGCUACACCACCAUCCCCACUUACCCCUCCGGCCAGAUUGGCUUCAUGGUCUGCAGCAAGGACGCCAACCGCGACCUCAAGAAGCCGCUCCGCACAUGGUCCACUGAAGAGGAGGAGCAGCUGUGCAGGUACUACAGCAAGGAGAUCCACGAGGCCGCCUUUGUGCUGCCUACCUUUGCUCGCAAGGCUCUCCAAUAA